Molecule: messenger RNA, 2455 nt
Organism: Lagenorhynchus albirostris (white-beaked dolphin)
Lineage: Eukaryota; Metazoa; Chordata; Mammalia; Artiodactyla; Delphinidae
Gene: LEF1
Product: lymphoid enhancer binding factor 1
Exons: 12
Coding region: 105-1304 (399 amino acids)
Biological process (GO): canonical Wnt signaling pathway; regulation of transcription by RNA polymerase II
Cellular component (GO): beta-catenin-TCF complex
Molecular function (GO): RNA polymerase II cis-regulatory region sequence-specific DNA binding; DNA-binding transcription factor activity, RNA polymerase II-specific
Source: RefSeq, a predicted model, not a curated record
CUUUCAAUUCUCCUUCUCCUCCUCCCCUUUUCGUUGACCCCUUCUCUUUUCUGCUGUCGCCUGGGGUGCUCCCCCAGCGGAGCGGAGAUUACAGAGUGGUCGGGAUGCCCCAACUCUCCGGGGCAGGCGGCGGCGGUGGGGGGGACCCGGAACUCUGCGCCACGGACGAGAUGAUCCCCUUCAAAGACGAGGGCGAUCCCCAGAAGGAGAAGAUUUUCGCCGAGAUCAGUCACCCUGAAGAGGAAGGUGACUUAGCCGACAUCAAGUCUUCCUUGGUUAACGAAUCCGAAAUCAUCCCGGCGAGCAACGGCCACGAGGUGGCCAGACAAGCACAAACCUCUCAGGACUCCUACCAUGACAAGGCCAGAGAACACCCUGAUGACGGAAAGCAUCCAGAUGGAGGACUCUACAACAAGGGACCCUCUUACUCGAGUUAUUCCGGGUACAUAAUGAUGCCAAACAUGAAUAAUGACCCAUACAUGUCCAAUGGCUCUCUUUCUCCGCCCAUCCCGAGAACAUCAAAUAAAGUGCCCGUGGUGCAGCCAUCCCACGCAGUCCAUCCUCUCACCCCCCUCAUCACUUACAGCGACGAGCACUUUUCUCCAGGAUCACACCCGUCACACAUCCCGUCGGAUGUCAGCUCCAAACAAGGCAUGUCCAGACAUCCUCCAGCUCCCGAGAUCCCUACCUUCUAUCCCCUGUCUCCGGGUGGUGUUGGACAGAUUACCCCACCUCUUGGCUGGCAAGGUCAGCCUGUAUAUCCCGUCACGGGAGGCUUCAGGCAACCCUACCCAUCCUCCCUGUCAGUCGACACUUCCAUGUCCAGGUUUUCUCAUCAUAUGAUUCCUGGUCCUCCCGGUCCCCACACAACUGGCAUCCCACAUCCAGCUAUCGUAACGCCUCAGGUCAAACAGGAACACCCGCACACUGACAGCGACCUAAUGCACGUGAAGCCUCAGCAUGAACAGAGGAAGGAGCAGGAGCCCAAGAGACCUCACAUCAAGAAGCCUCUGAAUGCCUUUAUGUUAUACAUGAAAGAAAUGAGAGCGAAUGUCGUAGCGGAGUGCACCCUAAAGGAAAGUGCCGCUAUCAACCAGAUUCUAGGCAGAAGGUGGCAUGCCCUCUCUCGUGAAGAGCAGGCUAAAUAUUAUGAAUUAGCGCGGAAGGAAAGACAGCUACAUAUGCAGCUCUAUCCAGGCUGGUCUGCAAGAGACAAUUAUGGUAAGAAAAAGAAGAGGAAGAGAGAGAAACUACAGGAAUCUACAUCAGGUACAGGUCCAAGAAUGACAGCUGCCUACAUCUGAAACAUGGUGGAAAACGAAGCUCAUUCCCCACGUGCAAAGCCAAGGCAGCGACCCCGGGACCUCUCCUGGAGAUGGAAGCUUGUUGAACACCCAGACUGUCUCCACGGCUUGCCCAGUCGACCCCAAAGGAGAAAUGACACCAACUUCACCCUGAGGUCACUGCUAGAGACGCUGAUCCAUAAAGACAAUCACUGCCAAACCCCCUUUCAUCUACUGCGAGAGCCAUGUUCCACAAUAAAAAGCAUACAAGGUUUUUCAAAAGAAAAAAAGCACAUGAGCAUGCUAGCAGGCCCUGGGUCAGCUGAGCAGCUUUCCUCCCCCGUCUCCGCCGUGCACUUCCCAGAGCAUCCCGCCUCCAUACCUGUAACCUCCUGGCAAGGACAGUAACUUGGCUGCUUUUGCCUGCCCCGAGCCCUGGGAGCGGCCGCAGCACAGCCGUCAGCAUCCCGGAGGGAACUUGUGGAAGAGUUCCCUCUUUGUUUCUGGCUUCAUGUUUGUUUCUCUUUUCCUCAAGCUUUUAUUUAACAGUGCAAAAGGAUCAAUCUUGUUUGCUUCUUUUUUUUUUAAACUUGAAUUUUUUUAAUUUACACUUUUUAGUUUUAAUCUUCUUGUAUAUUUUGCUAGCGAUGAGGUUUUUAAGUAAAAUCGAAAGAUCUGGAAGAGUUUGAAAUAAAAACGAAAUGAAAAGAAGCCCUCUUCUUUUGAGGGAUAUCUUGUCCGCUAAGGGGCUUCUCGGUGAAUUACCUGUAAUAAUAGUAGCCUGUCUUUGUAAGGUGUCCGAUAGAGCUAAGUAAACUGUAACAGCCAGUCCACUCUGUGGGUAGCAGUUGGCAGUCCUCUUUCAUUUUAUUUUUCUUAUGAUCUCUUCUCUUUUUUUUAAAUGGUAAACCUUAACAGAUACUUUCAGCAGACCAGUUUGCAGUGAAUUUUCAUUUCUUUCCUUCUCACCCCCUUGUUGUAAAAAGCCCAGCACUUGAAUUGUUAUUACUUUAAAUGUUCUGUAUUUGUAUCUGUUUUUAUUAGCCAAUUAGUGGAAUUUUAAGCCAGUUGUUAAAAUGAGCAUUGAUGUACCCAUUUUUUUUUAAAUAGCAAGGCACAGCCUUUGCCCCAAACUGUCAUCUAACGUUUGUCAUUCCAGUUUGAGUUAACGU